Gambusia affinis (western mosquitofish) is the source of this 5623-nucleotide messenger RNA. RefSeq names its product XK-related protein 5-like. NCBI's taxonomy places the organism in Eukaryota, Metazoa, Chordata, Actinopteri, Cyprinodontiformes, Poeciliidae. The transcript is spliced from 13 exons. Gene Ontology annotation, cellular component: plasma membrane. Gene Ontology annotation, biological process: phosphatidylserine exposure on apoptotic cell surface; engulfment of apoptotic cell; apoptotic process involved in development. The coding region runs from base 119 to 2314 and encodes 731 amino acids. The record is from RefSeq and is a predicted model, not a curated record.
CGGUGGGACGGUGGGACGCAGAGCUGCCGCAGCUGGACCGGGUGGGAGCAGAACCACCCCGGCCUGCAUUCACCCAUCUCUGUGAAUCCGAGGAACCGAUCAUCUUUUUCACGCCACCAUGAGGGAUUACACGGACACCCCGAGCAACGGAGGAGGCUACAUGCCGUGUUGCCAAGUUUGCGUUUUCGUUUUUACCGCAUUCCUGAUCGUUGCGGAGAGGACGGCCGUGAUCUAUUGCUUUGUGUAUUACAUUUGGAUUGGCCACAACUACUGCUAUGCUCAUCUUGCUGGCUUCACUGCACUCUUCCUGCUCCCAGGUUGGGGUCCACAGUGGCUCAGUUAUCUGUGGUAUCGCUCAGAUGGAAAAAUCCCCAGGAAAUCUCUCAGAUGGACUCACAUAUUACACCUGGGUAUCUUUAAAAGACUGUGGGACUGUAUGCGUCUCCCGGAUGAGGAUGUUUAUGGAGAAAUCAUGCAGCAGGCUGAUGUAUCAGCGUUACGUCUGUUUGAGGCCUUGGUGGUCACGCUCCCCGAAACGCUGCUCCAGACCUACGUACUCAUCUGUACCGACAUAGGAGUCCGCUCUCCUGCCUCGGUGUGUUUUGCUGUGUGUUUGCUGUCUCUGGCCUGGGCGCUGGUUCUGUACGCCAGAUCCUGCUCACUCAUCAGACCGGGACACCUGCACAUGACUCCAGCUGCCAUUCUUUGCCGACUCCUGUGGAGGGUUGGCAUGUUGGGAUCUCGGUUUGCUGUGCUCAUGCUCUUCACACGCAUCUUCAAGCAGUGGGUCCUGGGAGUCAUUGGUGUGCACUGGCUGGGUGCAACUUUCUGGAUGGUGUCUCAGCAAACCGACGUCAUCCGUUCAACGAGCCGAUGGAGUAUUUUCAACCUCGUUCUGGGAGCCGUUCACGUCUUUCUCUUCCUCAACGUGAAGUACGGUCCGUCCAGAUACCGCAUGGCUGCGUUUUACCUGGUCAUGUUUUUUGAGAACGCUCUUCUUCUUCUGGCCUCCUCCUGGUUUUUUGCGAUGGUGUCCUGGGACACUGUGGGGAUCCCGGCUGCAGUCUUCUGCAGCUUCCUCAUUGGUGUGAUAGCGUUGGUGCUGUACUACCGUUUCCUGCAUCCCAAGUCUUUUGAGAUCUUCCAGAGUAUUCGCCACAGGGGGAUCGGUGGGGCUUGCAUGGAGCGAGGAUCUACACUCUCACUGGAGGAGAAAGUCGAGCCCAAUUUCCAUCACCGUACAACAUUGUCUGGAGGUGGGACCCUGAUGGACCUGCCCAUCCAAUGGGAAGGCUGGAAGCAUCACCACUGGCUGCUGAUUCGUUUAGCUCUUAAGACAGGAGACGUUUCAAGGAUCUGGUCAGCGUACGGAGAAGGCGGACUGGCCGGACUCAUGGGUCUCCCGGAAGAGAUUCACUCCCCUGAUGUGCAUCAUGUACCCCGGGUUCCACCUCCUCAACCGAGAGUUCUUCAAAUCUCACACCCAGUUCCUCAACCAGCCCCUCCAGCUCCUCCACCGCUGGUCGUCCAAACUCCUCAGGUGAGUGAAGUCGUCCAGCCACCUAAACCAGCUCACAGCAACAUUGUGGCCCGACCAGUGAGAAAAGCUCCUCCCACAACCAUCAAGGACAUGAGGUUUCCAGAGAUCAUCCCUUUCCAGGAGGUCAUUCCUGAGGAAACCACAGAGGACGAAUUAAGCGCCGCUCCAUCAGAUGAUAAAGGUGACGAGGAUUUCCAGAGCGCUGCUUACGGCUCACCGUCUCUGUCCUCUCCUCAACUUGGCGGAAGCCUCCGCCACAUCGACAGCAACGCCGCGUCUCUCACGGAGGCGUCCUCCUCCGUGGCGUCUCUGGACAUCAAGACGCCUGGCUGGUCCCCUGAGCGCCGCUCUCCUCUCCUGUUGGCCUCCCCAGAGAAGAAGGAGGGAACCCCAGCAGAAUCCAACACUACUCUGUAUUUCAGCGCAGACGCCCCGUCGCCGUCCAGCGGCAGCUACCUGGGCUGGGGCUCGGAGCUGUCGCCUAUUUCCUCCUACAGAAGACCCUAUCGGAUCAGAGAAGCCCGCUUUGUCACGUCCGCCCCUCGACUGGAGGCUGCAGGUGGAGCUGAAAGCCCCGGCCCGGCGCCGGUUGUUAUCAUUCCCGCUACUCCCGGCACAACACCGGGUACCACUCCAGGAGGAACACCUGGAGCCACCACACCUGCAGCUUCCACUCCUGGUGCUGCCACUCCUGGUACUCCACUCACACCAGUCAUCUCCCAUGCUCGCAAACAGAUGGUGCAGUUUGUGGACUUUAGAGAGAAUUUAGUGUAAAGUAAAGGAAAAGCUAACAUUUCCAGUUCAGCUGUUCAGUAUAUAAAAGCAUUCUUGUAUUAACUAACUUGUUAUGAAGUCUUUUAAGGCAGUCAUAGAGUUUAUCUAUAAAGUAUUUAUUCUUUUGUGCAGACAGAUUAUAUUACAUAAAAUAGGAUUGUAAACAGAUGGCUCUCCCGAUAUCUGGACAAUACACCGAUUUGUAAGAGUUAACCCUUUAAGGCAGUGCUUCUCAAUUCCAGUCCUCAGGCCCCCCUGCUCUGCAUGUUUUAGAUGUGCCCCUUUUUCAGAGCAGCUGAUCCAAAUGAUUGCAUUACCUGUUCAGCAGGCAUCAAGUACUGCAUAAGCCUGUUAAUCACUCAUAGAUUCAAUCCAGGUGUGUGGCAGCAGUGAAACACCGAAAACAUGCAAGGCAGGGGGGCCUGAGGACUGGAAUUGAGAAGCGUUGCUUUAAGGUGACCUAUUUUGUGUCAGUGGUCAGAUUAUGAUUUAUCUAUGCGCAUUUUCUUUGCACAAAAUAAUUAUUAGAUGAUGACAUUUACUCUGUUAUUUUCAGAAUGAGGAGUUUUAGGGCCUCAUGUCACUUUAAAUCCAAAUAAGCUGCUGUCCACAAUUCAACGUUUACACUCACAUGUGAAAAUGGUUGAAAACAGAUACAGAAUUAUACAACAGUACAUCUUUGAAAAGCAUUAGUAGAGCCUCCUGUACAACCAACAAGAAUUUAUCAUGUGGUUUCUGGAUGGAAAAUCAUCAACUUCCUGCAGCCAUUGUACAGCAUACAGAGUUGAAACCAGUUGACCAAACAUGCUGGAGCCCCACUUUGGUUGCUACGUAACAGGCAGGGCUACGUAAUACGCAGAACUUAAGUCUGCGUAUUAAGUUCUGAUGUUGAUCCAGCAACCUUACCAUUGCUGCUCUGCAAAAACACAAAAUCUUACCAAGUAUUUUUUGUUUAAUUAAUAGUGCAAAUGUCUUAGCUCACUUGAAAUAGGACAAAAUCAACGAGUAACUCUUUAGCAUAAAAUAUGAGCUUGUUUAAAUUUAAUAAUUCAUCCAUCCAUCUUCUUCCACUUAUCCGGGGUCGGGUCACGGGGGGUAGCAGCUUCAGAAGGGAGGCCCAGACUUCCCUCUCCCCAGCCACUUCUUCCAGCUCCUCCGGAGGAAUCCCAAGGCAUUCCCAGGCCAGCCGAGAGACAUAGUCCCUCCAGUGUGUCCUGGGUCUUCCCCAGGGCCUCCUCCCGGUGGGGAGGAGGCCCCGGGAGGCGUCCAGGAGGCAUCCUGACCAGAUGCCCGAGCCACCUCAACUGGCCCCUCUCGACAUGAAGGAGCAGCGGCUCUACUCUGAGUCCCUCCUGGAUGACUGAGCUUCUCACCCUAUCUCUAAAGGAGAGCACAGACACCCAACAGAGAAAACCCAUUGCAGCCGCUUGUAUCCGCGAUCUCGUUCUUUCGGUCAUGACCCAAAGCUCAUGACCAUAGAUCAGGUACUUAAUAAUUCCUAAGUAUUGAUAUUAAAAAAGUACUAAAUCCAAUGGCAGGUUAUUUCACUAAAAACCUGCACUUUUUAUGCCAAUAUUAAUUAAUUAUUUGCUUAAAACAAACUCCUCCAUCGUGGUGAAAAGCUACUUUUGUCUAAUUUCAAGUCUACUAAGAUAUUUGAAUUAGAAGUUAGUAUAAAAAUGGUAGAAAUUUUUGUGGUUGCAGUGUGAGGUGUUGGAUUUCUGUUUCUUAUCCCGCUGUUUUUUCAAAAACAAAACUAAACAUGGCGAUCAUGAUGUUUUGACUGGCUGCUGGCUUCUUUUUGUUUCCGAAGUAGAGCUUAAUGUUGGAAACGCCAAAAAAUAGUUUAGUAAGUUCUUGAACCAGUUUGGCACUGGUACCAGUUUGGUGAGAUGAGACUGAAGAGAGACAGCAUCAACUGCCAAUACAAUAUAUUUAUUUUAUCUUGUCAUAAAAACUGUUUUUAUCUCUUCUAUCACUUUUAGCAUAAAUGUGCUUCUCCAUGAUCUUUCUGGUAAUUUAGUUUAAUUUCUGAAGUGAUCUCACUCUUAUCUUAUCUUAGGAAACCACAGAUAUGGACCUCUUUACAUUUCAACGCCGUUAACUCUUUCAAAGCAAAAUAAUAAAAAAAACAAAAUCCAUGUAAAGCUUCAGACUUUCACCUGAUUGUUGUUUAUUAUUACUUAUAUUUUAGUUAUGUAUAUUUCUAAACUUUGACUCAAUUCUUUAUUAAUAAAUAAUUAGAUUUCUUUUCAUUUCAAGCUAACAGUCUGCUGUAGGGAAAUGACCACAACACUCAGAUUUAUUUGCUUUCUUGGUUUGUAAAAUUAAUGACCAAUUUUCACAGUUUACUGAAGACUAAGGUCAGAAAACCAGAGAUUGAGACAAGGAAGGGAAAGGUAGGGGAAGACAACAAAACAAAACCAGAAUGCAAUCAAAGUAAAAGAAAAAAACAUAAUUUAAGAAACAAUGAAAAACCCCCUGAUUAAAUUAGAUUAAAAAGUGAAUAUGUAGGAAAGGGUCAAACAAAAAAAUGUAAAAUGUUUGAAUUGAUGUUUUAUUCAUGUCUUCCAUGUUGUUUGUUGUUCAUUUUUCAUAGCACUGUGAUAUUAUAGCAAACAUCUUAAUACAUCAGUUUUUUUGAACCUGUAAAAUAAAUGUGUGGUAUAUUUCACAGGAAGGUAAGCUGCUCUUAUUUGAAGACAUGAAAACAGAAGAUUAGAAAGACAUUAUAAAAUAAAGAAAUAACUAAAGUUGACAUGCUUUAGGCAGAGCCGAUCUAUUACAAAGAACAAAUCCAUUCACAGCAUCAUCACUGCAUGGUUCUCAAAGAAGAAUAUAGGAAGAAAGGACAGUAAUUUGAAAAGACAUGCACAGUAUUGUAGCUAACAUUAAUUUGUAUGUGUGUGCAACAGCAAUAAGGCAGCUUAUGCAAUGGAUAUCUCACAGUGCUACAGAGAAAAAUACACGCUCAUGCUUUACACCAGAAACGCCUCAUAGAAAUGCUGUCAGCUGCCACACUUGCCUGCUUUCCCUUUGGUACUUAAUGAAAAUAAGAAUGUUGUAAAAUAUUUUCAUUGGGUUUUUAUGUGUUCAAUUUAAAAAAUGAAGGUUUGUGUUGGAUGUUUGUGUACAAAGCAGAUUUGUGUAAAGUGUAUCACUGAAACAAAAACUUGUCUUUUAUCUUUCUGAACAAAUAAGCAUCACCUUAUUUGUGCAAGGCUUUACAGGACCUCUUUGGUAGAAGUGACCCAUAAAGUGUGUUAUUGAAGUGGCAAAAAUAAAGAAAUUUAUCAUGAAGCAAGGAAA